This is a messenger RNA of Centrocercus urophasianus (Greater sage-grouse), 2174 nucleotides long. RefSeq names its product proteasome activator subunit 3 (gene PSME3). The transcript has 11 exons. The record is from RefSeq and is a predicted model, not a curated record. Gene Ontology annotation, cellular component: proteasome activator complex; nucleoplasm; cytoplasm. Gene Ontology annotation, molecular function: endopeptidase activator activity. The coding region runs from base 78 to 842 and encodes 254 amino acids. Gene Ontology annotation, biological process: positive regulation of endopeptidase activity; regulation of proteasomal protein catabolic process; regulation of G1/S transition of mitotic cell cycle. Lineage: Eukaryota; Metazoa; Chordata; Aves; Galliformes; Phasianidae.
GCGGCAGCGGAGCCGGCGGUGGGGUGGCGGCAGGCGCGGCCCGUGGCACGGCGAGACCCGGAUUCGCACCUGCCGGUAUGGCCUCGCUGCUCAAGGUGGACCCGGAGGUGAAGCUCAAGGUUGACUCCUUCAGAGAGCGGAUCACGAGCGAGGCUGAAGAUCUAGUGGCAAACUUUUUCCCAAAGAAGCUGUUAGAACUCGAUGGGUUCCUGAAAGAGCCUAUCCUGAAUAUUCACGAUCUCACUCAGAUCCAUUCAGACAUGAAUCUCCCAGUGCCUGACCCAAUUCUUCUCACAAACAGCCAUGAUGGACUGGAUGGGCCAAAUAUGAAAAAGAGGAAGCUGGAAGACCGUGAAGAGACCUUUCAGGGUACCAAAGUGUUUGUGAUGCCCAAUGGGAUGCUGAAGAGCAACCAGCAGCUGGUGGACAUCAUUGAGAAAGUGAAACCAGAGAUCAGGCUGCUUAUUGAGAAGUGUAAUACGGUCAAAAUGUGGGUGCAACUUCUAAUUCCCAGGAUAGAAGAUGGAAACAACUUUGGUGUUUCUAUUCAGGAGGAAACAGUCGCUGAGCUUCGAACUGUGGAGAGUGAGGCAGCAUCCUAUCUGGACCAGAUUUCUAGGUAUUAUAUCACAAGAGCCAAGUUGGUGUCCAAAAUAGCUAAGUACCCUCAUGUGGAGGACUACCGCCGCACAGUGACAGAGAUUGACGAGAAGGAGUACAUCAGUCUGCGCCUGAUCAUUUCAGAGCUGAGGAAUCAGUAUGUCACUUUGCAUGACAUGAUCCUUAAAAACAUUGAGAAGAUCAAGAGGCCUCGGAGCAGCAAUGCUGAGACCCUUUAUUAAGUGUCAACGUUUGAACUUGAGAACUGUUCAGUCAACUAAAGACCGUCAUUGCCUUGGUUUGUUACAUGACUAUCGAGAUGGGAAACUGGCUGGAAAUAGUAUUGCAUUCUUAGUUAAAAUCUAAAGAAAUUCUCACCUAGUUUUGUGAUUGGUUUUAUUCAGGUCUCAGGAGCUCUCCCUCCCUCUAGUAUCUGGUAAAGAAAAAGGCCUUGCUGCUUUGGGAUGCCCUAGAGGCUACUGCAGAGUGAGAGCAGAGCGCCAGCCAGGCAGGAACAUUCCUUCAUGCCUUUCUUCCUACCUGAGUAGGAGCUACAGUAGAGACCAGGCCCUUGUCGUGUUCCAUCUCUUGGCUGGAGACUUCUCUGUGGUCUCUGUGAACAAGGCAGACAGUCUUCAGCACAAGAUAAGGCCUGGGUGGUGGUGCAGUCACUGAAAGCCAGCUCUCUUCAGUGCUGGCUGUAGUUGAGCCCCUUUGCCAAUGCUCUGCACUGACUUAUUUGCAAAGACAGGAUCCUGCCCCGUCUGGGUUGGUGGCCAGAGCCACGUUCCAGUGCCACUGAGAGGUCUGUAAUUGUUCUGUGGCUUUUUUGACUCAGUAGAGUGUGGCCCAUCUGUCUCUGCCUUGGUUCUGAGCAGGUCAAUGCAGAGCUGAAGGUGGUGCUUGUCACUGGGGCUGAUUGCUGUACUGGCUGGUUGUGAGUGCAUGUGGCUUCUGCUCCAAUUUGCAAAUUGACUAGAGUCACUUUCUUGGUUAAAACCAACUUCACGGGAGUCUUCAUGCCUCCUCAAUAUAAGUUGCUUUUGCCCAGGCUGAGAGAAGGGAGGAGCCAGAGGUCUGAUGCUAAACUCCUGGUAGAUUCCAUGUGUGAUCAGAAUGCAACCUGCUUUCUUCUGGCAGUGCUUCCAGCUGUCAGGCACAGCAGGCCAGCUGUGACAGUAGUGCUUGGGGUGAGGAUGGCCAAUUCCCACCUGGUACCGUUGCAAACCUUGUAUUCUUUCCCCUGCAAAAGAGCACCCUUGUGUGCCUACUGACUCCUCUAAGCUGCUGGAACAUUUCAUGGUCCAUUACAACCCCCUUUGGAAAUGAUUGGUUGUGUUGCGUCAGUUUUUGUGUGUGGGAAGUGAACCCAUAAUGCUGCAGGCUCCAAAUUUUUUAUUUAUAGUAUUUCUACUUAAGUCCCAUAUUCAGGGAAUGUUAAAUCAUUUAUUUCUGGAACCUCACUGUUUCCCAGGUCUUGUUACACCCAUAUAUUCUUAUUGUGCAGUAGCCUUAAUAGUUGUGUUAACUUCGUUGUAACAACAGUGACAAAAGAAAUGAAUUUUCUCUCUCUC